Molecule: messenger RNA, 1356 nt
Organism: Cyclospora cayetanensis
Lineage: Eukaryota; Apicomplexa; Conoidasida; Eucoccidiorida; Eimeriidae
Exons: 10
Coding region: 1-1356 (451 amino acids)
Source: RefSeq, a predicted model, not a curated record
AUGGAGAAGAACGACUGCGCCGAAAAUCAGCGAUGGAGGGCGAUCCACGGGAAAAGAACCGAGGAGCUCCUCAGAGGACCCGCUGCUGGGCUGCAGACAGACUGGGGACAUGACGCCAAAGAGACGCUAUGGGCUGUGGUCUACCAGUCAUCGUAUCAGACACCUUGCAAUGUUUGUGUUUGUCAGGUUGCCGAUCGUCUCCUUGGAAGAAUUGAUGAUGAGGUCGGGGCGGUUCCUACCUCUAAAAGGCUUGAACUGUUCCAAAGACGUAACUCUAGCACCCGAAUACAAGAUAUUAUAAACUGGACGGACAGGACCCAAGAAGAACCUGGAGUACUGAACGUAUCUGGCGAACGAGGGCUUUCAUUGGACAGUGCCAACUUCCGGUCUGUGCAAAGCCUGCGGCGCCAAAUAGCACCUUCUGGAGGGCAAUAUCUUGGAUCUAUCUUGGAACAUAGAUUCGCUAAUCCAGAAACUUCGUUUACAGAUGGAUGGAAGCCACAUUCUAGUGGCAAAACGCAGUCAACGUUUCCACGUGAUCAACACGGCAUGCAAAACAUCAUUCAACACUCAUAUGUGAAAGGGGAUCCUGUUGGUGGUACGCAGCACCGACUCUCCCAGGUUCACACUACAGAAAACCCAUGUCGCUGGGGUGUUGAUGUACUAAACUACCAGCUACCGGAGCCCCGAAAGCCAAGGGGUUUAGUCAAUGAGGAAAGCUUAGGGACAGGAUUGAUCCCAAAGUGGAAUUUCGAUGAUCCGUUGUGCCCAAGGAGAAAAACAACUAGCGUGAUGUGUCAGGUUUCUUGUCGGGGGCACCUUGAGCCCUCAACUCUGUGUCCCACCGAGAAUGCUUCUCAAAAGUUCGCCCAAGGGAAGAAGAAGAGCGAAAUGCAAGGAGAUAGCCUUGAUCAAACAUACACACCCUACAAGGAUGAAGGCUCUCGGUCUCUCCGAAAACCGAGUAUCAGGAGGCCCCCCUGCCACUUGCAAGGAAGUCUGGUGCCCUUUGAUGAGCCGGAAUUUAGUAGAAAGCGGUGCUACAAGCAGUGGCACAUGUGCAGUCUUCAGGUGAGCGUUAUGUCGUGGAGACUUAACCCCGCAUCAUUUCAACCAAGAUCAAGCAACGCGCCCUCAACCUGGAUCACUACGGAGCUCCCUACAAAGCGGCUCACUGAUGCCGCUCUAAAGUCCGAACAACGAGGCGGGUGUAGCAAGGCUCGUGGCGGUAAAGAAUCAAUUUCAACGCGUAACGAGGGAAUAGAUGGACCAUUUUCGGGGGCCAACUUCGUAGAACACUCCAGCCAUCGAUCUGCAGACACAGGGGGGCAACGUCACAGGUAUGCACAGGCUUAA